UGAUUUUAGUGAGUUUAUAAUUUUUUUUAGUGUGUUGUAAAUUUACGAGUUGAAGUUUAAAUUGUUUUUAUUUUUCGAUAAUUAGAACAAAAUGUUUUUAAAAGAAUUCAAAAUUAAAGGGAAGAAUGCAUUGAAGACGUCCGAACGAAAAAAUUUACAUCAAACGAUUUUAAAACAAUAUCCAAAUAUAACACAGGAAAAAUUACGGGAAUAUAUGCCAUUAACGGACACACUUUUUAAAAUACGAAUAUGCACCUGUAAAGGAAUUCAAUUAUAUGUAUAUUUAGUCGAUCAGAAGCCCACAUUCUUCAAAUUAGAUUACGACGAUCAUUUAUAUCCAACUGUCUUCACAUUAUGGACAUGGACAUCUUUAUUACCGGCAUUUACCACCUACAAAGAAGUAUGGCCACGAUUGUUGAAUGGAGCGGAUUUAAUGUGCCCUGGUGUUUUAACAAAACCGCAACCAAAUUCCAAUCACCAUAAAUGGGGUACACAUCCAAAAGGGCAACUGGUUUACAUCAAUUUAACGUCAAAUGAAUCCGCACAUGCUGUGGGCAUUACGGCAUUGUCUAGUGAUGAUAUGUUUAUGUCCGCUGGACGGGGUAAAUGUGUUAAGAUCUUACAUAGGUAUUCAGAUUUUUUAUGGCGAUUAUGUCCGUUACCUGUCCCUGAAGUUGGUCCACCACAAUGGUUAUACGAUUGUGGUCAAAUGUAUGAAAAAUUAACUGCUCAAUAUUAUCAAACAUCAAUCAGUGAUUAUGUAAAUGAAAACACAGAUGACGAUGCAAAAGCUUCUGAAGAAGACAUAAUCGGAAAUACAGAAACACCAAAUAAUAUUGAGAAUGAAGUGAAUAAUGAGUCAGACAAUGAUGAUACUGAAUCAAAAUUAGAUCCAACAUCAUCCUCGAUAUCACCUAGUGAAGAGAUGGAUACACGCUUAAAAUAUAGUCUAUGUAAAGUUAUUAAGUUACAUUUUAAAUCAAUCAAAUUACCUAUGUUAGUAUCAACAUUUUAUCGUAAUUACAUGUUACUCGCGGUACCGGAACACCUAAAAAUCAACAUUAAACAAUCAUCGUAUAAAAAAUUGAACAUCUUCCUAAAAGAAAUGCAAAUAUUAGGAUUCUUAACAUUCACCGAAGUGAAAUUAGUACAAUAUAUUCAGACGUUAAAUAACACACAUCCGGAUGUAAUUGGCUUUAAACUUUGGGAUAAUGAUACAAUUACGGGAGCGGAAACGAAGAGUGCAGAGGAAUCAACGCCAGCGUUAAAUACGACAGUUGUACCAAAUGAAUUCUUUUCGGUGACAAUGCCUGUUUUGAGGUUAUUUAAUUAUGCUGGAUAUAGUCGUGGAGAUAUGAUUACACCGAAGGAUAUUCGAAAACAUUUAACGUUUUAUGUCAAAGAACAUCAACUAGCUGUUAAAGAUAAAAUUCAACCAGAUGAAUUUAUAGAAUCGUUAGUGAAAACAAAAGAAUUAACAGCAUGGGCGGAUGUAAUAAAUGCUAUAGCAGGACAAAUGACCCCAUAUCAUGGUAGCACAACAGAGAAAGUUGAACGUGGAAAAUUACGACCCAUACAAAUGUGUGUACAAACACGCAGCGGUAAUAAAAAAGUCACCCUUGUCGAUAACUUAGAAUUAUUUAAUAUCAAUGUACAAGAGUUCGCAAAACAAUGUCAACAAGGUGUUGGUGCCAGUGCAACGGUUCAAACUCCAACUGGAAAAAAAUUAGCACAGCUAUUAGUUCAAGGAAAUCAAAUUUUAUUUAUUCACAAAUUAUUAACAGAAAAGUAUAAAAUUCCAAAAAAUAUGGUAAAUGGUUUACAAAAGUUUCAUAUCACUACUGGUAUCUGA
Messenger RNA from Chrysoperla carnea, 1852 nucleotides. RefSeq names its product eukaryotic translation initiation factor 2D (gene eIF2D). Bases 92 to 1852 code for a protein of 586 amino acids. Gene Ontology annotation, biological process: formation of translation preinitiation complex; translational initiation. The transcript has 6 exons. Gene Ontology annotation, molecular function: RNA binding; translation initiation factor activity. The record is from RefSeq and is a predicted model, not a curated record. Lineage: Eukaryota; Metazoa; Arthropoda; Insecta; Neuroptera; Chrysopidae.